AUGGUGGUAUACAGCACGACGUUUGAUGAGCACAUACAACAAUUGGACGUCUUCCACGACGAGAACGAUUAUGAUGGGGGAUUGAGGAUGAUUGCAACAAUCACGAUGCAUAUCACCAAGAUUGUCAAUAAUGUGCCCAAUGCUGAGACAGUAGCCGCAACUCAACUUCUUGUCACCGUCUUGGUUUUCGGCAAUCCUUCUCACCUUGGCUUAUUGUGGGAACAGCACUCUUCAAGUUUGUGUGGCGAUUACCAAUGGCAUUACAUUGGAAAUGAAAUGGAUGUUGAUAUCGAUCGUUGCGUUGCUGAGGCUCUCAAGGAUAUCCAACGCUUGCUUGAACAACACAACGAGGCCCUUGAGAGCUUCCAUGGUAUGCCUUCGUUACCUGACUCCUCCAUUUUCAUGCAACAACUUCCUAUCCAACGUCAAGUAGACGACUCAUCAACAUCCACUGGUCGUGUCACACAUCAAGAUUCUGAAGAUCGGGUUGCUGCAUUAAAUAUACAGCAACGUACGCCAAAAUAA
This is a messenger RNA of Lichtheimia ornata, 525 nucleotides long. RefSeq lists its product as uncharacterized. The record is from RefSeq and is a predicted model, not a curated record. The coding region runs from base 1 to 525 and encodes 174 amino acids. The transcript has a single exon. Lineage: Eukaryota; Fungi; Mucoromycota; Mucoromycetes; Mucorales; Lichtheimiaceae.